Molecule: messenger RNA, 3777 nt
Organism: Hemiscyllium ocellatum (epaulette shark)
Lineage: Eukaryota; Metazoa; Chordata; Chondrichthyes; Orectolobiformes; Hemiscylliidae
Gene: hfm1
Product: helicase for meiosis 1
Exons: 33
Coding region: 1-3777 (1258 amino acids)
Molecular function (GO): ATP binding; nucleic acid binding
Source: RefSeq, a predicted model, not a curated record
AUGGCCAGGGUCGUCGAGAGGCGCCGAACUGAAGAGCCCGCCAAGUGCGAGGAAAGAAUUUUGUUUAUUCUUUCAAAUCCCGGAAAACGGCUAAAGAAAAGUGGUCUCUUAUGCAAGAUGCUCGAGCUUGAAGAGGAUUGUUUGCUACCUUUGGAUGCUUUGUUUUUUGAAAAGCCUUCAUCUGAGGAAGUAUUAUUUAAAAUGCCGAUGCCAACCAAAACUCUAAAUAAUCUCGCAAUUUUUAACUGCUCACCUUUUUCUGCAAAUUCCCCAUCACAAGAUGAAAACUGUGAUUUUAGAGAUAUUGCUGAAAAACAUACUGAGAAUGGUUUGAGAGACAAUACCAAACAGAAAGAUCAUAAUGAUACUCGAUCUCUGAAAAAAGCACAUGUGCUUCCAAUGAUGUCGCAAGCACUAAAUGUAAAAGAUGCAACUGGAAGGAGUUCAGGAACAUUGAGGGCAGUUACUGAAAUUCCUGUACAAUUCAGAAACGUUUUCAAAGAAUUUCCUUACUUCAACUACAUACAAUCAAAAGCAUUAGAUGAUCUUCUUUACACAGAGAAGAACUUUGUGAUUUGUUCCCCAACUGGUUCUGGAAAGACUGUACUAUUUGAACUCGCCAUUGUCAGAUUACUGAUGCAAGUUCCAAAGCCAUGGUCUAAUAUAAAAAUUGUAUACAUGGCUCCAAUCAAAGCUUUAUGUAAUCAGCGAAAUGAAGAUUGGAAAGAAAAGUUUGGACCUAUUGGACUGAACUGUAAAGAGCUAACUGGAGACACAGAGAUGGAUGACUAUUUUGAAAUUCAGGACACUCAUAUUAUCAUAACUACUCCCGAAAAAUGGGACACCAUGACGAGAAAAUGGAGAGAUAAUUCAUUAGUACAGCUUGUGAGACUUUUCCUUAUUGAUGAGGUACAUGUUGUGAAAGAUGAAUGUCGUGGUGCAACUCUUGAAGUUGUAGUCAGCAGAAUGAAAACAGCUCAGUUAGCUGUCUCACGUAUGUUUAAUCAGUUCAAUGAUAAGGCACUGAGAUUUGUAGCAGUUUCUGCAACAAUUCCUAAUGUUGAGGAUAUUGCAGAAUGGUUAUCAGAUGGAAAAGGACCAGGAACUGCCACGAAGAUAGAUGAAAGCUUUCGACCAGUAAAGCUCCGCAAAGUUGUACUUGGAUUUCCUUGCUCCAGUACUCAAACUGAAUUCAAGUUUGACCUAUCACUUAAUUACAAAAUGGCUAACAUUAUACAGACAUAUUCUGAGCAGAAACCUGCUCUGGUGUUUUGUGCUACAAGGAAAGGUGUGCAACAGGCUGCAUCCGUACUUGCAAAGGAUGCCAAAUUCGUCAUGACCCCAGAUCAUAAGCAAAGGUUGCAAAAAUAUACAAACUCAAUAAAGGAUUCAAAGCUUAGAGAUCUGUUAAUAUAUGGAGUUGGUUAUCAUCAUGCUGGUAUGGAUGUAUCCGAUAGAAAAGCGACUGAAGCUGCUUUCACUGCAGGAGAUGUACCAGUACUUUUUACUACUAGCACUUUGGCUAUGGGAGUAAAUUUACCAGCCCAUUUAGUGGUAAUUAAAUCGACAAUGCAUUACGCAGGAGGAAUGUUUCAAGAAUACAGUGAAACUGAUAUACUUCAAAUGAUGGGCCGAGCUGGUCGACCUCAGUUUGACACAACAGCCACAGUAGCUAUCAUGACAAGGACCCAAACUAAGGACAAGUACACGCAGAUGUUAGAUGGAGUACAUACCAUUGAGAGCAGUUUACACAAGCAUCUUGUUGAACAUUUGAAUGCUGAAAUAAUACUGAAUACAAUCACUGAUGUCAAUGUUGCUUUGGAGUGGAUACGAUCAACAUUUCUUUACAUAAGAGCUUUUAAAAAUCCAAACCACUAUGGUUUUUCUACUGGACAAGGUAGAGCUGGAAUUGAAGCCAAGCUACAAGAAUUAUGCUUGAAGAAUUUACAUGCUUUGUCUUCUAUUGGUUUGAUAAAAAUGGAUGAAGAGAUCAAUUUCAAGCCAACAGAAACUGGGAGACUAAUGGCUCGUUAUUGCAUUGCUUUCGACACAAUGAAACUUUUCUACUUGGUCACUGGAAGCGAAACUUUAAAUGAACUGGUAAGAUUAAUCUGCAAUUGCAAGGAAUUUACUGAUGUUCAACUCAGGGUGAACGAAAAGAAGAUUCUUAACACACUGAAUAAAGACAAGAAUAGAACUACCAUCAGGUUCCCUUUAGAAGGAAAGGUAAAAACAAAUGAAAUGAAAGUAAAUUGCCUAAUUCAAGCCCAACUAGGAUGCAUUCCAGUUCAAGAAUUUACAUUGACUCAAGACAUAGCCAAGAUUUUUAAGUGUGGUGUGAGAGUUACAAAAUGCCUUUCGGAAUUGCUUAUGCAACAAGAAAAACAGAACUUUAUGGCACUAUUGAAUGCAGUGAUCUUAGCCAAAUGUUUUAGGGCUAAACUUUGGGAGAACUCUAUAUAUAUCUCCAGACAACUUGAGAAGAUUGGUCCUACUUUGUCCAAUGCGAUGGUAAAUGCAGGCCUUACUACAUUCCAGAAGAUAGAAGACACAAAUGCAAGAGAAUUAGAGCUGAUUGUAAACAGACAUCCUCCUUUUGGAAACCAAAUAAGAGAAUCUGUUCUUCAUCUCCCAAAGUAUGAACUCAGUGUUGAACAGCUUGCAAGAUACCAUGAUUCAGUGGCAGAAAUCAUUGUGAAAAUUACCUUAACAAAUUACCAACAACUAUGGGAAAAGAGAACAGCACCUGACAAUCACCACGUUUCUCUAAUCAUAGGAGAUGCAGACAACCAAGUUGUUUAUAAACAAAAAAUCACAGAUUCAGCCCUGCUGAAAUCAGGAAGCUGGAUGAAGAAAAUUGAAGUUAAAAGGGCCUUCAAAGGUGAAGAAUUAAGUGUUAAUCUUAUAAGUUCUGAAUAUGUUGGUUUGGACAUUCAGCAGAAGUAUUCAGUCUUUUAUUCAGGGCCAAAGAGGUUUGGAACUCAUAUUAUUCAUGAAAAGUCUGAUCUACAGCAGUCGCAAUCAGCUAAACAGAAAAGGACAGCAAGUCCAUUAAUGUUUCCCACUAUUAAUGCAGUUCAGGGUUCUACCAAUGAACGAAGCUACACAGAACCUGGAAAAAGACAUUGUAAUCAUUACUGCAAAAAUAAAGACAAGUGUGGUCAUGAAUGUUGUAAAUUUGGAGUAUUGGUUGGUAGGAGCUCCACAACACCUCAACCAACAACAAAUUUUUCUUCCUAUCUCAAUGAUCUUAAAAGUAGAAGCGAGACUUUUUCAGCUCCAUCAAUUAAACGAUUAAAGAUACAGACAAUGAAUGAAAUAGGGCCAGUAAAUCUUCAACACUUUGCUUACACAAAGAAAGCUCCAUUGUCAACAUUACCUAGGUACUAUGAAACAAACCUCAAUCCAGAAGCUCAGGUACAAAACCAGAAUAAUUUAGACAUCAACGUAAGAAGCUGUCACAAACACCAGCCACAAUAUUACAAUGAAGCUUCUUCACAACAGAAUUCAACUGUGUUUCCAUCACACGAAACUUCUGUAGAAUCUUUCAGUUUCAACUCUACUGAUGCAAAUGAGAGUGACUAUUGGUCACCAGAAGAGAUGAAUGUGAAUUUUGACCUAGGAGAUGACUUAUGGAAUGACUUUGAUGAUGAGAAGUUAGUAAAUGCAAGCAAUUCUAUUUGUUCAGAGGAAAUUAACAUUAAUGAACAUUAUCAAACAGGUAUUUAUGCUGAUCUUUUGAAUUAUUCUAUUCUUUUCAAAUCUCUUAAGCAAUAG